Funneliformis geosporum is the source of this 615-nucleotide messenger RNA. Lineage: Eukaryota; Fungi; Glomeromycota; Glomeromycetes; Glomerales; Glomeraceae. The record is from the annotation of a GenBank genome assembly.
AUGCCCAUUGCAAAAAUUUCACCUUCUAUGCUAUCCAGUGAUUUUUCUUCACUUGCAGCUGAAGCCCAUCGUAUGGUCAAAAAUGGUGCUGAUUGGUUGCAUAUGGACGUUAUGGAUGGACAUUUCGUCCCUAAUAUAACAAUCGAUUGCCAUUUGAUGGUAUCAAAUCCAGAAAAGUGGGUAGAUGACUUUGCGAAAGCAGGGGCUUCAAUGUAUUGUUUUCAUAUAGAAGCAACAAAUGAACCUGAAGCCUUAAUUGAAAAGAUUAAGAAAGCAGGAAUGAAAGUUGGAGUAGCUAUUAAACCAAAGACUCCAAUAGACACUGUUUAUUCUUUGGUUGACAAAAUUGACAUGUGUUUAGUAAUGACCGUUGAACCAGGUUUUGGAGGUCAAAAAUUUAUGACCGAUUGCAUGCCAAAGGUAAAAAUAUUAAGAGAAAAAUUCCCUGAACUUGAUAUUGAAGUAGAUGGUGGGCUUGCUCUUGAUACAAUUGAUCAAGCAGUUCAAGCAGGUGCUAACGUCAUUGUAGCUGGUACUUCAGUUUUUAAAGCUGAAAAUCCUAAAGAAGUUAUCUCAACUUUUAGGGAAAAAGUUAAUACGUUACAAAAAUCAUGA